CUCCUGGGCUAGGACAGUGGAGGCGUCACGCUCCCGGAGGUCAUACGCCCAAGCCGGUGCUCGUGCCCGGCUGUCUCGUCGUCGCGGCGGCGCGCACGCCAGGCCGACGCCCGGGCCCGGGAGCCGCCGGGACUUCAGGGAGUCGCGGAUGCCGCGCGUGGGGCCAGGCGGAGCGCACUGGCGCCCGGCGCUCGCGCUGGCGCUGCUGGGGCUGGCGGCCACUCUGGGCGCGUCCCCGACGUCUGGGCAACGCUGGCCCGUACCCUACAAGCGCUUCUCCUUCCGUCCGAAGACAGAUCCCUUCUGUCAAGCCAAGUAUACUUUCUGCCCUACUGGCUCACCCAUCCCAGUUAUGAAGGACAAUGACGUCAUCGAAGUCUUAAGGCUACAAGCCCCUGUUUGGGAAUUUAAAUAUGGAGACCUCCUGGGACACUUCGUAAGAAUGCAUCUUGAUCUUAAAAUCAUGCACGAUGCCAUUGGAUUCAGGAGUACGCUGACGGGCAAGAACUACACAGUUGAAUGGUAUGAGCUUUUCCAGCUCGGCAACUGUACAUUUCCCCACCUUCGGCCCGAAGUGAACGCUCCGUUCUGGUGUAACCAGGGGGCAGCCUGCUUCUUUGAAGGAAUUUACGAUAAACACUGGAAGGAAAACGGGACGUUGUCGCUGGUUGCAACCGUAUCCGGAAACACGUUUAACAAAGUGGCCGAGUGGGUGAAGCAGGACAAUGAGACUGGGAUUUAUUACGAGACAUGGACAGUCCGGGCCAGCCCAGGAAAAGGGGCGCAGACAUGGUUUGAAUCCUACGACUGUUCAAAUUUUGUCUUAAGGACAUAUGAGAAAUUGGCUGAAUUUGGAACAGAUUUCAAGAAGAUAGAAACAAACUAUACGAAAAUAUUUCUUUACAGCGGAGAACCGAUUUACUUGGGAAAUGAAACGUCUAUUUUUGGGCCCAAAGGAAACAAGACCCUUGCUUUGGCCAUAAAAAAAUUUUACGGCCCCUUCAAACGGUAUUCGUCAACCAAAGAUUUUCUGUUGAAUUUCUUGAAAAUUUUUGACACAGUGAUUAUGCACAGAGAGUUCUACCUGUUUUAUAACUUUGAGUAUUGGUUUCUACCUAUGAAACCCCCCUUUGUCAAAAUAACGUACGAGGAAACCCCUUUACCUACCCAACAUACGACAUUUACCGACCUGUGACAGCCUCCCUCUGCUGCUGCUACUCUCCAUCCACCAGCAUCCAUAUUCUCCCGGGGCUGUGCCUACACUGGUGUCUUUGGUCACCUUCACCUCCUGGGGCGCCUUGUCGGAAGUACAGUAUAUGUCAAGACUCCCGGAAAGAAGCAGAAACCUUAAUUGUAUUGGCCAAAGUGAAUGGGUUGCAAUUACUCGAUCUCAGCCAUGGAGAUUCUUUGAUCCCAAGGUUAACAUGUUUUCUCGGGCCACCUUUUCUGUUACAGUAGUGAUAUUUCUUAGUUUGGGUUACUUUUUUGUUUGUUUGGGUUUUUUUGUCUCUAAAGAAUAGUUGUUUUUAUAGUUAUUACAGCCCUGGGGGUCCAGGUGAACUGCUUUCUAGUCACAUAACCUUAAAGCCUCGUUUGGACGCCAUUACUGGAGCCUGUCUAAUGCCCCCUAAUAGCAUUCCUCUAGACAUGGCAAAGACAGUAGAGCUGUUGUGACAGGGGCCACCUAACAUCUCUAGAUGUAUGUCCUUGCCUCUAAAAUGACUCACCUACCAGGUACAUGAAGAUUGGGGGCACCUAUGUAGGCAUGGGGGGACAUACUGAGUGCAUAUAUGGCCUCUCUUGGGACCAAAAGCACCCCGACAGACUACACAUGGCUUCAGUUCUUCAGUACAAGCCGUGGACGUGUCUGCCUCCAGACACAGCUAGGUGAAGUGUUCUGACUUCCCGUGUGUGUCCUCUGGUUUUUCUCCCGCCAUCAUCACAGAGAGUACACCCUUCUGCAAAGGGUGGAAUUUCGUCAGGGACCCUUGUCAGCUCACUACGCUGCCGUUAGAGGCAUUAGACAGGCUCUCGGGGCCUGUAUUUUGAUCAGUUGAACUCCGGUUGGUUCGGUUUGUUUCCCUAUUUAACACUAGCACAAUAAUCAAAGUCUUUAAAUAUAGACAUUAUUGUAUUAUUAUUAUUAUUAUUAUUAUUAUUAUUAGACAUAUUAUUAGGUGCCAGUUUUUAAUUGCCGCCUAACAGCUGACUGCUUCUUGAGAGGUUAGUACACGACUGCUGAGCUGUCUUAAGAAGCCUCAAGUGUGUAAGUCAGGGCUUAGCAAGAUAAAAUGACCUGGCAUUGUGUUUUCACUCAGGGUGCACUGGGUGCCUUUCAGCCCUCUUCAGAUUGUGGCCUUAUACCGGUAUCUAUGCACCGAAUGUCACCAGCCUGUGUUGUUUCUAUUCAGUCUAAUUAAAAAACAAACAAAACAAAAAGCCCUCAAGAAAAAAAGGGGGGGGGUGCUUGGACUUUGUGUCUUUGAUCUUAUUUGUCUAGGAAUUUACUUUUUAUUGUUUAAACCCCACAAAGCCAAGGUGACCCCAGAUGACUGGAUAGUCACGAAGUGCACUGUUCUGCCUACCCUGGAGAAGUAGACUUGUCCUCAUACACAGAGGGACCGUCUUCCGCUGCCUCCCCUUUACCAACCCAACGAUGUUGCCUCUUUGACCUCGUUUUCAGGAUGAGGUUAAGAAUCUUCACAUUACUACUAUCUAGUGGCUAAACUCAGGCAACACUAAUCUAUACCAUGCUGAGUCACUGUGGAAAAGGUAGAAUUUCCCUGCUGCCCUUUGGUGACAAGCUGAGAGGUUUGUACGGGUAUGUCAUUUUAAAUCAGACUUUGGUUUGUAGCAAGGGAGGUGUGUGGCGUGCUCAAGGAACUUGACUUCUAAGAUAAGAUUCUACUUCGUUAAAGAGCAUGGGGGGGGGGUGUGUGAGGGUUUUUUACUCCUGUGAACAGACACCAUGACCAAGGCAAGUCUUGUAAAAGACAUUUAAUUGGGGGCUGGCUUACAGUUCAAUCCAGUAUCACCAAGGCAGGAACAUGGCAGCAUCCAGGAGCUGAGAGUUCUACAUCUGAAGGCUGCUAGCAGAAUACUGAUUUCCAGGUAGCUAGGGUGACCGGUUUAAGCCCACACCCACAGUGACACACCUACUCCAACAAGGUCAUACCUCCUAAUAGUGCCACUCCCUGGGCUAAGCAUAUAUAAACCAUCACAGGGCGCUAUCCCAAAAGCUGUUGUCUAGCUGGGCUGCCUGGUCUGGCCUCAGUGGAGAUCAAAUGUCCAGCCUCUCAGAGACAUGGACAUGGCAUGUUGGGGGUAAACUCAGGGGGUGCCCAUUCCCCCCAGAAGAGAAGGAAUGGGGGAUGGGAAAGGAUAGGAGGAGGGGGUGACUAGGAGGGGAACAGUGAGCAGGAUGUAAAGUGAAUGAGUAAAGUAAAAAGGAAUUAAAUGUAAAGAAAAGGCAAAAUGUUUCUUUGUGGAGAACGUUAAAUGAGAAGUGCUUGUGAAAGCACUUGAGUCAGAUGGUGAUGGCGGAGAGGCACGAGUCACAUGAUUCCCCAAGAGUUUAUCAAGCUGUGAAAUGGAUACAAGGUAAAAGACAGUGAUUGAAGUUAGGUGACUCAGAACAUCUUUCAAACAGUAGUAGGGAAAUCAAAGUGACCUGGGCAAAACGGGGUGUCUCUGACUUGGAAGGCACUGCUUCGGUUGGGCUUUAAAAUUCCAGGCACCUGAAGCUCACAGUCACAAAAAAUUUCCACUGAGUCAAUGCAAUUCAUAGGCAAGGGGUUCCACUAGAUUCAUAGACGGGAGCUAUAAAAGAGGGUUCUUGUGUAGCAGAGUAGAUUUUCUGGGAUAACAUCAGAGUCUAGAUCUCUUUUGUAUUUAAAGCAGCAGAAACUGAGCAUGGGGAAUGGCUGAGCCAUUGGCUCCCCGUGAGACAGUCAGUGAUGCUUUAGGACCCAGACAGGCAUGCUCAUCAGGGAGAAAGUUGGCUCUCCCUUCUGGGAUCUCUGGCUUUGGCAAAGACAGAACUGUGCAGAGGGUGAAGUUCAGUUUUAGAUUUUAAGCCAAGGAAAACCUUUUAAGGUCUCCUGCUCUAAGAGACUGCCUGGCCAGUGUUUAGCUCCUGCUUUUUUGUCAAAAACAAGGAUCUACAGAUUAAACUUUGUUGCCAUGUAAGUUAUGGUAUUUUCCUAUUCCUGUGUCAGUUCACUUUACACACAUGUAAUAUUUCUUCUAAGAGCUUGACUAUUAGGGCUUCAGAGUAAACAUAUCACCCACGAAUCUGGCUCAUUAAUGGGUAAUUUACUGUUGCAGAUAGAAGGAAACAGUUAAAAGGUGAAGUAACUCAAACACUCAGAACCUCUAUUCAAUAGUGGCUCCCUAGACAGACAACAGGAAAAACAUUAUAAGACCCUAAACACGACAUCUAUCGUCCCUCCCUCCAAAGCCCAGUACACACGGAAAAGACAGCAGAAGGAACCAAGGGCUAGGGGAUCACAAGGGGCACCAUGAGAGGCUGCCAUCUAGGCAAGCAGUGGAAACUGCACUCUGCAAUGUGUACCUGCGACUGUUUAUCCGCCCUAGAUGGUGUUAUAAACAUUACGUCAUGGAUGGGGAUGGGGCUCAGGGCCACACCCUUCACAAAUUACUGGUAGCUUGUAUGGGGGUGGGGGGUGGGGGAAGUCACUUUCUCCAGUGGUACUGCCACUCCUAAACUGCCCGUGUUUCCGUAACCUCCCACCCUGUUCAUGUGGGCAACUCUCAUAAUUAAAGUUAGUGGAUUCCAAGGGUUAAAAAAAAGACUCGAGAGUAGAAGGGAGUUCGGCAAGAGAGGACGGCAGAGUAAGGGAGAGUGGAAAAUGACCAAAAUGCGUUAUAUACAAAGUGUUUAAUAACAAUACAUUCUUCAGUCUGUCUCACAUGUGAUGUGUCUGGGAGUACUGAGCCUAGGGAUAUCUGUCUGUCUGUCUCUCUCUCACACACCCACACACACUCACGGAAGGGAAGCGGUCUACCACUGAACUAUUACAUUCCUACAAUCCUUUUUAACUUUGUGAAAACAAGGUCUAGGUUGCCUUUCACUCAUAGCUCAUUCGGCCCCGAAUGUGUCUGAAUGUGCAUCCUCUGGCUUAGCCUUCUGAACAGCCUGUCUGUUCCACCACACCCCGCCAACUUUUGAAAAGAAACACAUUUGUAUUUACCCUUGAAUGUGCAGGUAGCUUCAAGGUCUUCUGACUGCCUUCAAGAGUUUCUUCCUUGUUGGAACUAUUCAGGUAUUUACAUUUUGAUUAUUAAUUAAUUCUAAGAAUAACCUUUAACUCUCUGAGACAAUGCUUUUGUUAUCUUAAAGAAGGGUUUAAGGCCAGUAAACAGGUGAUACUUUUUACUUUUUGCUAACACUAAAAAUGGCCUCAAAUAGAAACAGGUUUUGGAAACAGAUUGCAGUAACUUAUUACUGUUUAGCAAGGCGUAUUUUAAAAAGAUGGCCUAGAUUACCAAUUACAGCAAAUUGGACUGUUUCCUGAAACUUACUUAAGAUACAUUAAUUUCUAUUGUUUUAAAACUAUUCUGAUUUAUAUAGAUUUCUAAUAUGGCUUGCUAGGCUAAAGAAAACUCUAAGAAUGUUUUUGUAAAAAUAUCUAUCCUUGUUUUAAUUAUGUGUGAGUGUCUAGGUCUGUCUAUGUAAAUGAAUGCAGGUGCCCAGGGAUGGCAAAGGUGUCAGUCUUCUGGAACUGGACUUACAAGUAGUCAUGAAUGAUGUGCAUGCUAACAACUGCCAAGAGAAUCCACCAGCUUUAACCCCAAGAGUCAUAUUUCCAAGUAGAGUAUAGCUUUCAUUCUGAAUAUAUAAAGAAGCUAUUCCUUAUUUUUAAUCAUAAAAGAAUUUAUAUUUCACGGUAAGUUUCACAAGUAUUAGAGCAUCAGAAUAGAAUCAGUGUGCCAAGUUUUGUAUCUUCAAAGUAGACUGUUUAAAAGACUACCAUAUAAUAGAUUCUGAAGCUAUCAUAAUAUAUAUUGUAGUAUAUGUUUGAUUAGUUCUCUAAAGUUAUAAAAAUACAACCGCAGUAGUAACUAUCUUUAUUCUCAAAUUGAUAAAACCAUUUAACAUAUAUUUUACAGUAUAAACAAAUUAAAUGCUAUGCAUUUUGCUUAUAAAGUGACUUAAAGUAUUCAAGCAUGUAAUUCAAUUUGUACAAAAAGUUAAGUUUUCAAAUAAAGCUUUGGUUAGUAAAACUGA
Messenger RNA from Rattus norvegicus (Norway rat), 6250 nucleotides. The record is from RefSeq and is a predicted model, not a curated record. NCBI's taxonomy places the organism in Eukaryota, Metazoa, Chordata, Mammalia, Rodentia, Muridae.